UUUAAGUACUACCAAAAUCGUCAAGAUGCUGUUAAAAUAUACUCUAGUACUAGCAGUACUAAUUCACGUUACGAAAGCAGUCGUACCAUGUCAAACACCAAAUGGAGAACACGGCCAAUGCAUACCCAUCAACGAAUGCCCAUGGCUUUACCCCCACUACGAAAAUGGUUCCACGAAUGGACGCAUCACGGAAUGGAUACGACGCUCCCAUUGUGGUUUCACACCAACCUUACCCAAAGUCUGCUGUCCUCUUAGUUCUUCGGACGAAGUUCCGGAAGACACUUUUACGUUUGUUUCGAGUGAUUUGUUGCCAGAUAAAGAUUCGUGUGGGAUUAGUGUCGAUAGAAAAAUUUUGGGUGGAAAUAGAACAGAUAUAGAUGGGUUUCCUUGGUUGGUUUUGUUGGAGUAUAGAGACGAUGUAGGUGGUGUGGUACGUCUUAAUGGCACGGGAGUUCUGAUUAAUGAUAGAUACGUUCUAACGGCUGCGCAUUGUCUUAAACCAGAUUUAAAAAGUGUCCGUCUGGGCGAAUACAAUAUAACGAGUGAUGUUGACUGUAUUGACACGGAUUGUGCCCUACCGCAUCGUAGUGUCAAAAUAGAGGAAAAAAUCCCUUUCGAAAGUUACAAUAGUUCAGAUGUUAGUGUUUACCACGACAUAGCACUCCUAAGAUUAACGGACAAAGUUAAGUACUCGGAUUUUAUUAAACCCAUUUGUCUACCAGCUACCACAGACGAAAUUUACAGUUCUCACUUCGGUGAAAAUCUUAUGGUAGCUGGUUGGGGCCAAAACAGUUCAAUAAAACUGAAAGCACAGAUUCUUGGAAAAUCUAUUUACGAAUGUAGUCUCAAAUACAAAAAUAUAAAAUUAGAUGAUGGUCAGUUAUGUGCUGGUGAUAAUAAAAGUACUUGCGUAGGUGAAGGUGGAGGACCGCUCAUGGUCUACAAGAGGAACGAAUUUGACGAUGUUCAGUGGUACUCUAUUGGUGUAGUUUCUUUUGAGAGAUCGUGUGGGGUAAACCCUGGUGUUUACACCAAAGUGGCUAAGUACAUGGGUUGGAUAGUAGAAAAUUUGAAACCUUAAAAAUGCAAACUGUAACGAUAAUCUUUCUCCAAAUUUAUAAAUUUUACAUGUUAAUAUUAGAUGGUUAGAGUGA
This is a messenger RNA of Zophobas morio, 1154 nucleotides long. RefSeq names its product serine protease easter-like. The transcript is spliced from 6 exons. Gene Ontology annotation, molecular function: serine-type endopeptidase activity. NCBI's taxonomy places the organism in Eukaryota, Metazoa, Arthropoda, Insecta, Coleoptera, Tenebrionidae. The coding region runs from base 26 to 1081 and encodes 351 amino acids. The record is from RefSeq and is a predicted model, not a curated record. Gene Ontology annotation, biological process: proteolysis.